Messenger RNA from Macaca mulatta (Rhesus monkey), 1465 nucleotides. RefSeq names its product dehydrogenase/reductase 7 (gene DHRS7). Gene Ontology annotation, molecular function: oxidoreductase activity. The record is from RefSeq and is a predicted model, not a curated record. Lineage: Eukaryota; Metazoa; Chordata; Mammalia; Primates; Cercopithecidae.
GCCAAAGCCGCUCCCGACUGGGAGGCCGGGCUCGGAGCUGCCGAGGCGUGUCCGGGUCUCCGGGGGUUCCGCGGUGAUCCCGGGUCCUUUGAGGGUUGCGUGGAGCUUCCGGAAGGCCUGGCUGCGCCUUACGCUGGGCUGCGGGUUGGGGAGGAGGACGCGAGGGCUGAAAAGCCCCUUUGUCUUCUGUCCUGGUCGGAAGAUGGCACGGACUUGCCAUUCAGGCUAGGAAACCUCUCCAGGGAGUGCCAAACUAUAAGAGAGCACUGGAGUCGGCGGGGCCCCUGAGGACUCUGACAUCCUACUCAGGACUCAAAGGAUUCUAGUGUUGCCUCAGAGGACGAUACUUUGAGAACAGUGAGCGUCCCCCUGCGUUUGUAAGGGAACCUCCUUUAAUGGGAGCUGACUGAUAUGGUGGUGUGGGUGACUGGAGCCUCGAGUGGAAUUGGUGAGGAGCUGGCUUACCAGUUGUCUAAACUAGGAGUUUCUCUUGUGCUGUCAGCCAGAAGAGUGCACGAGCUGGAAAGGGUGAAAAGAAGAUGUCUAGAGAAUGGCAAUUUAAAAGAAAAAGAUAUACUUGUUUUGCCUCUUGACCUGACCGACACCGGUUCCCAUGAAGCGGCUACCGAAGCUGUUCUCCAGGAGUUUGGUAGAAUCGACAUUCUGGUCAACAAUAGUGGAAUAUCCCAGCGUUCUUUGUGCAUGGAUACCAGCUUGGAUGUCUACAGAAAGCUAAUAGAGCUUAACUACUUAGGGACGGUGUCCUUGACAAAAUGUGUUCUGCCUCACAUGAUCGAGAGGAAGCAAGGAAAGAUUGUUACUGUGAAUAGCAUCCUCGGUAUCAUAUCUGCACCUCUUUCCACUGGAUACUGUGCUAGCAAGCAUGCUCUCCGGGGUUUUUUUAAUGGCCUUCGAACAGAACUUGCCGCAUACCCAGGUAUAAUAGUUUCUAACAUUUGCCCAGGACCAGUGCAAUCAAAUAUUGUGGAGAAUUCCCUAGCUGGAGAAGUCACAAAGACUAUAGCCAAUAAUGGAGACCAGUCCCACAAGAUGGCAACCAGUCGUUGUGUGCGGCUGAUGUUAAUCAGCAUGGCCAAUGAUUUGAAAGAAGUUUGGAUCUCACAACAACCUUUCUUGUUAGUAACAUAUUUGUGGCAAUACAUGCCAACCUGGGCCUGGUGGAUAACCAGCAAGAUGGGGAAGAAAAGGAUUGAGAACUUUAAGAGUGGUGUGGAUGCAGACUCUUCUUAUUUUAAAAUCUUUAAGACAAAACGUGACUGAAAAGAGCUCCUGUACUUUUCAAGCCACUGGAGGGAGAAAUGGAAAACAUGAAACAGCAAUCUUCUUAUGCUUCUGAAUAAUCAAAGACUAAUUUGUGAUUUUACUUUUUAAUAGAUAUGAUUUUGUUUUCAACAUGUAAUGAAAUAAAAAAUAAUAAAAGAUUGCCAUGAAUCUUGCAAAAAAG